ACCGUCAAAAGAACUCGAAACUCCAUUUCCGAAAUUCCAGGCCCCCAGUUUUGAAGGAUUCGGGAUUCAACCAUGAAGCUAUCGUUCUCUCUUCCUUCCAAAUCCUCUUCCUCUUCCAAGCCAAAUCUCGUCAGACCUUCAAAGGGAUUCGACGAUAAAACCCUAGAUCAUGGAGAUUUAGAGGAUUCCAAGGAGUAUGUUAACGAAUUUGACGCUUCCAAACCCUUCUCCGAAACCAGGGCUAGCUCCAGAAACAUUGUUAUUCCUUCCCUCCAGAACGAAUGGAGGCCACUGAAGAGAAUGAAAAAUCUCGAAGUCCCUCUCGGGCAAUCGGACGAGUCUGAUCUCAAGUUCGAAUCGGCCUCUGGAUUAGAUCCGCCGGAAGAUUCGAAGAUGUCGUUCGGUCUUAAUGUAAGGCAGUCCGUCGACGGUAUGAAGAGUGCCGAUGAUUCGGAAUCUGUGGAGGAGCCACGGCCUGCUCCUUUGGAGGUUGUUAUGCUGGAGAAGUUUAAAGCGGAUCUGAAGAGGUUACCUGAGGAUAGAGGCUUCGAGGAUUUCGAGGAGGUUCCUGUGGAAAGCUUUGCUGCGGCUUUGAUGGAAGGCUAUGGCUGGCGUCAGGGUCGGGGAAUUGGGAGGAACGCCAAAGAGGAUGUUAAAGUUAAGGAAUAUAAUCGAAGAACAGACAAGCAAGGGCUAGGGUUUGUCACCGACGUUCCUGUUGGGCUUUCAAACAAGAAGGAUGAGAAAGAUAAAGAGAGAGAGCGCGAGAAAAACAGAGAUGGAGAUAGAGUGAAGGAAAACAGAGAUCGAGGAAGUGAUGGAUUGUCUACUAUUGGGAAACAUGUUAGGAUUAUCGGCGGAAGAGAUGCGGGUUUGAAAGGUAAAAUUGUCGAGAAGUUAGAUCAUGAUUGGCUUGUUCUUAAGCUUAGAGACGAACAUGUCAAAGUGAAAGUCCGUGCAACUGAUAUUGUCGAAUUGGGUUCCAAAGAAGAGGAAAGAUUCUUGAGGAAACUGGAGGAAUUGAAAGUUCAGGAUGUAAACAAAGGCCAGAGACGGAGAAGAGAAGUUGUGGAGAAGCGUGAAAAUGGUACAAGGGACGAAGAAAGGAAGAACGGUAGAAUCUCUUGGGUCACUAGUCAUAUUCGCGUUAGAAUCAUCAGCAAAGACUUUAAGGGAGGAAAGUUUUAUCUGAAAAAGGGAGAGAUAGUAGACGUAGUUGGGCCCUCUGUUUGUGAUAUAUCCAUUGAUGGGAGUAGAGAGCUUGUACAAGGGGUCUCUCAAGAGCUUCUUGAAACUGCACUUCCUAGACGUGGGGGACCUGUUCUUGUUCUUUACGGUAAGCACAAGGGAGUUUAUGGGAGUUUAGUUGAGAGGGAUCUUGACAAAGAGACAGGGGUAGUGCGGGAUGCAGAUAGCCAUGAAUUACUUAAUGUGCGUUUAGAACAGAUUGCUGAAUAUAUUGGUGACCCAAGUUACUUGGGAUAUUGACUCUUUGUACCCAAGAUGGUGCUGGACCUGUUUUAGAGGUUACUCUGUUUUAUCAGAGUUUCGAUAAAUGACAUGCCGUGACACGUGAGUUAUCUGAACAAGUCCUUUACAUGAAUGAGCCGCCUAUGUGCUAAUGUGCAUAGUAAGUCGUCUUAGAAUGCUCAGAGCAUGAAGUGUACGCAGAAAACUCCUGCACCUGCCAAGUGGUGGUGAUAAUUAUUCCCUCUUACCCUCAAAAGAUGCUUCUGAAUAGUGAACUUAUGAUUCAAAUCUUCAUGAAUGGCAUCCGUCUUCUCCAAAGUCGAAAGUUGAGAGACAGAUAGAUCGAGGGUGAUGCUCAUACUUACACGGGCAUAGUUGUUGGAACUAGCUUUCAGGUGCAUCUUGUGUAGUGACCUUUGUUUGGAUUUAUUUUUACGGGGGGAGAUUUUUUGUGAGAUCAAGCAUUCUUUAUAAGAGUGGUAAAACCAAACAUUGAGUGGUGAAACCAAUCUACAUGAAUUUAUAUAUAUG
Cucurbita maxima (winter squash) is the source of this 2001-nucleotide messenger RNA. Its product is annotated as protein MOS2-like. Gene Ontology annotation, molecular function: nucleic acid binding. The coding region runs from base 73 to 1488 and encodes 471 amino acids. Gene Ontology annotation, biological process: mRNA splicing, via spliceosome. Lineage: Eukaryota; Viridiplantae; Streptophyta; Magnoliopsida; Cucurbitales; Cucurbitaceae. Gene Ontology annotation, cellular component: spliceosomal complex. The transcript has 3 exons. The record is from RefSeq and is a predicted model, not a curated record.